AGAUCAAGAUAUACAUGUUGACAACUACUUAACUUAUAUUUAUUGUGAUAUCACGAUCCAGGAACCUUUUAAUUUUAAACUAUUUGUAAAGAGGAAGUAAGAUAAAUUGGAAGACGAUAUUUACAAGUUACAAGGUUAUUAUGAUGUUGCUGAUCAAGUAGAAUGUUAUGGAUAACGUCAUUAAACAGGGUUACUUAAAGAAAUCCAGACCAACAGCUCCUGGAAGUAAUCCAGCCAACAGCUUUCUACAGCUGUUUGAACCAACAAGAUGGUUUGUGUUUGGUCUUCGAAUUCGUCGUCCAUAUUUAGAGUAUUAUGAGAAAGAGCAGCAUGUUUUCACAGCUCAGCCAAUCAACAACUUUGAUCUUUACGAAUGCACUAAAGUUACUUAUACUCUGGGUCGUAACAAUAGAAACUGGACAUUCUGUUUAUUUCUACAAGACAGGGUUCUAGAAUUAACAGCAGAUUCAAGGGAGGUGAUGUUAAGUUGGUGUAGGACUUUGGAACAUACACUUCAAAAUUAUGGAGCUUUAAAACACGUGCCAUCAGAACACAUAUACAGUGAUUAUCCAGUAAGAUACAAACCAAAGAAGUCAGCCAGUCCUCCACCAAUAGAAGACAGAGAUUCAGCCACUCCCACCCCUCCUCCCUCUGAACCAGCCCCACCUGUUCCUCGAGAGAAUGGACUGGUGCCCUUACAACCCAGAGCAGGAGCAGAAUAUUGUAAUUCAGACUGGGUAGUUGCUGAGAAACCAGAGUCUGAACACAGUGAACCAGACACGUCAGAAGACGAUUUCGUCAAUGAAGAGUUCUUUAAACAGAAAAAGUUAGAAGCAUUUAGUAGUAAUACAUUAAAACCAAUAUCAAAAACUGAAAAUCCUUUCGUAUUACACUCCAGAUCAGUUGCCUCACUGCCCCUGAGGUCUUUUAGUUUGCCAGCAGAAUAUGCAAAUGGUACACCUCAGUUACCAGCUAGACCACACAGGAAUAAACCAGUCACCACUGGUACUUCAGAACCUCAGUACAGUCAAGUUAACAAAUUAAAACCCAAACCAGAACCAGAUUCUGAAGAUGUUUAUGAAUCAGCAUUUGACUUUGAUGAUCAGGGUACACAAUGUAAUCAUUCAAAUAGAAAUACAUUAACUGACCUGUCAAGUUAUACAACUGAUGAAUUAGACGAGGGUUUAUAUGAGGCAGCUUUUGAUGUUCGUGACACACAACCUCUGUUUGAGAAAACAAGUUCUGAUCCAAUAGUUGAACUUCCCAAGCGAAUUUCUAAAUUAAAAGACAUCGAUGAACUUUCUUCUGAGAAAAGAAAAAGUCAGAUAGCUGUUGAAGAAAAUAUCUAUUCAGGUUUUAAUUGUGGUGAAGAUAAAAAUAAUGAUGGAAAAUUUGUUGACAAAAAGGCUGAUCUUGCAAAUAACAAUAUUAAAAAUGAAAACAUUUACAGCAAUACUAAUUCUACGGACAUUCCUGUGUCUAAGGGACAUUCAAAAGAUAAUACAAAUCAAAAUCAAAAUAAAGAUCAUAUUUAUUCCAAUACUAAUGCAUGCAUUAAUACUGAAGCUACAUCAAUAGAAACAACGAUUAACGAUGAAGAGUCUCAAGGAACUGCUAGUCCCCUCAAACCUCCUAGAAGGAACUCAAGAAAUGCAUCGAAAAAGAAAGUAGAUCCAGGCUAUGCAAAUUUUGAUAAAGCAGGAAGUAAUAAUUCCAAAAAGGUGUCAGAAAAACAUGAAAAGACUACAGAAACUGUUCCUUUACCUGUUAGAACUCAGCCUGUGAAGGAAAAUAUUUAUGACUUUGGAAAAUGUUUACCUCCUCCGGUGAACAAAAGUGAAAUAGCAAAGGCUGAUUUAUAUAGUAAUUUGAAUUCCAUUCAAGAACAAUCCCGUGGCAGUGCUGAUUUUAAGCAAAGCUCAAAAUAUACAAUUCCCCCACCUUUGAAUUUAAAUUUUGAUCAUGCAAGAUCUGAUUCCUCCUCCCCUGAAACUCCUCGGAGAUUAAUUGAGUCACUUAAAAUGCCAUCAAAAUUUGAACCUGUUUCCACCAAAAAUGAUCUUGAUGACUUGCCACCAUCACCAACCUCACCAACAACACCUGUUAAUGAUCCUGGUAUAGAAUUUCCUACUGUUCAUAAAUCCAUAAUAAAUGUGACUGAUAUAUCUCAUAAGAAGCAGUCAACCCCAUCACCAAAACCUCGUCACUCCAGAACUACAUCACACUCACCAAAAAUUAGACAUUCUGAAGACAAAGGCAAGGAGGCACAAAAUGUACUGUUACCUAAGUCAAGACUCGCUUCUGGAAAACAGGAACGCCCACGAUCUUUGAUAAUGCCACAGCAGUAUGACUACAUGUCGUCUGUUCAUCAACCUGUGCGCAAAAAUACUGGAGAAGCAUUAUAUUCACCUGUGUUAAAUAAGAAAUGGUUUGGUUCUCAACCAAUGCCUGGAAUAACCUCUCAACCAAAAGCUGUUGUUGCUUCACAACCAAUCUUAAAUCUUGGUUCCAGUAUUGGAUCUCAACCAGUAUCAAAGAAUGGAUUUCAACCAAUUUCUACAGAAACAGACGAAAUUUAUCAAGUGCCAAAAAGAGCCAGAUCUGUAAAGGUAAAGCAUGAACCCCAACCAACUUUCAUUAGUCGUGAUAUUGAGAGUAAUGCUCUUGGUUCCUCACCAAGCCAUGAUGGCUUCCAGUUUAAUGUUCCUAAGCGACAGACGUCUGCUGAGGAUAAUGAUGAUGAGGACAAUGAUUCACAUGAUUAUGAAGAUGCCACUAUGCGUCAUGGUGAGCCACCUCUGCCACCAAGACGAACCAAUUCAACUGCUAUGAAUAACCGUAGUCAGAGUGUGUAUGUGCCCUGUAAUAUUAACCCAGAAGCAUCAAACAAAGUGAUUGUAAGACAGACAUCAUUACGUGAGAGACAGAGGAUUACAUCAUCGCCAGGAUUGGUGACUGUUCUCCCGUUAAAACAGAGUGAAAUAGACAUUUUACAGGAAGAACAACAUUCACAUGGGAUCAUUGUUAAAAUAUCACCUGCAGCUUGUCAAAAGAUAGCUUUGGUGGAUAGCUUUAAUGGAGUAUGGAUUAUAGGAUGGGAUUUUAAACAUUAUCCAAGGUUAUCUGAGAGUAUUCACAUUGGUGACGAAGUUACUAAAAUUAACGACCUCAGGGUAACUAACGCUAACAUGGCUAAGAAAGUGUUGAAAUCGUGCAAUACAGAACAGAUAGAUCUGGUUAUAAAACGUCUUCCUUACGCUAAAGUGAUGGCCAUACGAAGACAUCAGACUGGUGAAAAUCUAGGAUUACAACGUUUAGGAGGAACUGCUGAGAUAACCUAUGUGGACCCCUCAGGACUAACUGCUCAACAUGGUUUGACAAAACAUGCUUCAUGUGUGGAGAGUGAGGGAACCUGUAACUGGUGGAUUACAGAAAUAAAUAAUAGACCACUCAAUCUGUCCUUCAAAGGAAAUGAGAUUGAGGCAAAGCUAAACGCAGUUGGCAAAGACAUUUCCAUUGUUGUUCAUCCAUCUGAUUUUAUAAAGGAACUUAAAAGACAGCUGAAAAAGAUGAGAAACUUUAAAGACUUCAUGGCUGUGGCAUAAACAGAGAACAUGUCUGUAAUUCACAGUAAAUGGAGAAAUGUAACUAUACAUGACAAAUACUGUCUGUGAUCACUUUUAUAUAGUCCCAUGUAAUACUGUCUUUUUAUUUUCAAAAUGGCUGAUUCUGCAACCUGCUACAUUUCAUUUUGUCAUCAUUUCAUUUUAUCAUGUGAUACAUGAUGUUUCUCUGUUGAAAGAUGAAUCAACAGUUUAUGCAAGACCAAUUUAUUGAAAUGUUUUUCUUUUAAAGACCAUACAUUUUACAAUUUUUUUUGACAUAGUAGAUUUUGACACAUGUUUGACUACGACUUUCAGGGUAAAACCUAUUUAUACUUCACUAUCUCUUUAGAUAUCUGUGUUCUGUACAUGUAUUUAUCCACAAUUAAUUGUAUUGGUUUUAAAUUUUUGAAGGUCAAAAGAUCAUGUCAGCAUAAUCAAAAGUCAGAUAGUCCAAGUAGACUCAAAUAUAAUGUUCAGUACAGGUUAUAAAUAAACUGUUUGAGUUACAUUUUAACAUAAUUAGUACAGGAGUUUUAGAAGCUCAAUAACAAGACAGUUUUUAAAUUAUGUUUGAAAUGUUUGGGUUUUCAUGUUAUUUUAUUUGAUGACCAUUUUGAAGCAAAUUUCUAGGAUUUUUUUUAACUCCAUAUGAACAGUAAAUUCAAUUAAAGAAAGAAUGCAUGAUAGUUUAUGAUAGAAUGAUGACUUGGCAUGCCUGCCAACUUUUCAAAAUGUCCAUUGGGGUUUUACGUGCAAGAUGGAUCUUUUAGUCCAACAAAACCUUCAAAGGGGUCUUCAAAUACAUUUUAAUGUUGUUUUUUGGCUUCUUCCUACAUUUACAAGCCUAUAGCCAUUGUAAAGUUAAUUGUUUUGUUUAAACUUAUGGACAAAUUUGCUCUUUCAAAAUUUCCAUUUGGGAGCUUUCAUGGGGGAAAUCCUCCACUGGAACUUUAAGAACUUUGUAACUGUGAUCUAUCUGUCAAUCUUACAGGGUUAUUUUUGUUUUAUUCCUCAAUUUCUAUGUAGUGUAAUAUUAAAGUAUAUUAAAACUUUUAUAUUAUUAUUUAUUAAUAGAUAUUUGUAGAAGCGCUAGCUCUUUCAGUAUUAUAAUACGAUUAUAGUUAAAGUGCUAUGUUAGCCUUAUACACUGUUUGCCAUUUAUACUAGCCCUAUAUACUGGUUUGCCAUAAAGAUAUGUUAUUUUUAUAUAUUUUUAAUGUUAAACAAUUUUGACAUUUGUAUAGUGUAUUGUUUCAUAUUACAUUCAUUAAUGAUUUCAUCAACUUAUAUGAAGAAUUUGUAUUGCUUAUAAAUGUUAUUUUUGUAAUUUGAAACCACAUUUUAUUGUUAGUUGUUGUUAAAUGAGAAUUUAAAAAAAGAUAUUUCAUCAAAUUCAUUUAAACCACUUAAGUAAUGCAAUUUGUUCAAAACUUAAACAUUUUUAUUUGAAUGAACAAGGUACACAAUUUGACCGUUUGACUUUGACAUUUAAAAAGUUAUAUAUAGAAUUAAAAAAAUAGAUCCUUUUGUGGAAAGGUAAUAAUGUAAAACCACAGUUAGACAGACCAUUUCAUAAAGAGCUAUAGUUUUCACACUCACAGCCAAUGUAUUAUAAGACAAGACAUUUCAAUGGUAACUUUUUUUUUUUGUAAUCACAACUUCUUUAACUCUUGUUUGAAAAGUUUGUAAAAAAUGACAGAGUAUGAACUGUCUAUGGCAGCUGUAGCCAAACAUAUGAUAUAACCAGGGAAAAGAUACAUCAAAGUUUCAACUGUAUGAUUUUUUGUUUGCUUAUUUGAUGGAAAUAUGUUGUUUUUGUAUGUAGAAAAUCUGUUGUAAAAUUUUCUACUUAGUGCUAACAUUUUGCUGCUUUAUUGCUUAGCAAUUCUUCUGCAAUUUAUUUAAAUCUAGUAUCAGUAGAGCACUCUACAUGCUGCAUUCCAUGAUGACUGAUGGGAGCUAUUCCAAUCAUAUAGUUAAUUAGGGACCAUAAUUUAAUGUUUAGUAAAUAGAAGUGUAAUAUAUCAGCAUGACCUUGCUUUCAGGGAAUAAGCCUGGUUGAGGGGAAGUAACUCUGUAAUAAGCAAUGCACCUUAUCGCUAAUCCCUGCUUGAACUUUUGACACAUACUACAAUCACUUUUCCGUUGUGGCAUCAGAUAUUUUGUAUUGUGAAGUCAAAAUUUUACGGGAAGCUGUGUGAUAUCCAGUAAUGGCGAACAAAUAGCAAUAAGGUGUAUGUGUUUGUUAUAGUCAGUUUCAUUAUGGUUUUAUAAGCAUUGGCAUAACACAGAAUUAUGAUAAUCUUUUUUCUAUAGAAGCUUGGAAAUGAAUAAUUGCAUAGUUUGACACAAGCAUACUUUUGAUUUCUCAAGAGUUAUGUCCCUUAAACCAAAUUUAUUUCCACCAAUCUAGAACUACAUUGGAGUUAUAGUACCGGUAUAUAUAUAUAUAGUUGCAAAUUAAAGGUGCUUUUAUGUAGUCUGUUCAUAAGAAAUAGAUUUUUUUGUUUUUUUUAUUUGUAUCAUAGUAAAAUGCAAUUGGAUGAUAUUUAUAGCCAUGCAGGCAUGGUAAUUAAUUUUAUAAUGUCUCAAAACUACAGCAUGCAUAAAUUCACACAUGUGUUAAUGUUGUAAAUAUGUUUGUUAUAUUUUACAAGAUUUCAGUUAUGCUUAUAGCAGAUUAUAGAAUCAUUUGUAAUUAAAUUGUGUAUUUUGAAGAAGCUCAGACAAGUUACUUCACUUUUGAGAAGAUUUUCAUUCACACAAGUUGAAUAUAUAAUUUUAGUUUUAAAAAUGUGCAAUAAACAUGUUUUUAGUUCUCACACCUCUCUGUAUGAAGUACAAGAGCAAACUAUGUAAUAAUUCCAUGCCAAUUCACUACAGUAAAUUAAUUUUAAUUGCUGCAGACCUGCCAAUUUUUCUGAUUUAUGGUGACCCCUUUUUCCUAAUUUAUGGGUAACUUUCCCCUUGGGAGGAUAUUGACCCGGCUUUUGAUUUUUUUCAUUAUGAUACUCUGAAUACCUUAAUACAGACAAACAUCCAUCUGAGUGGUAUAUAGAUACAAAUAUAUUCUUUCAAAACCAUGGAAAGUACAUAUUAGUUCAAAACCAUGGAAAAUAUAUUUUCUUUCAAAACCACAGAAAUUAUAAAUUCUUUCAAAACCACAGAAAUUAUACCUGUGAAUAAAAUAUGUUGGAGUAGUAACAGUAGACACCAUACCUAUUUACCAUGCAAAAUUAAAAAUUGAAUGCUUUAUAAACUGUGGAUUCAUUAAUAUUUGUUGGAUACAUAUUUUUCGUGUGUUUUGUGAGAGCAGGAACACAAUUAACUCAAAUCUUCAACGAAUUACAUAGUUUCAAUAGACUUUGUAUAUAGAGAUUAGCAAAACCAUGAAAUCAAAUAUCUAAGAAAAUGCAAGUUUUUCAGCAAUGCAUGAAAAUUGAUACCCACAAAAAUAAAUGAAUCUACAGUAUCUUUAUAUGAAUUUCAUAAUUUGACAGCUGCAGGUCAGGCUGAUGAUCCAUAACUGUUUUCAUUUUGUUGACAUUAUCAUUAUUUCAAUAUAAAAUAAUUUUGUAUAUGUUAUUGUAGAUAAUAAUAUUUUUUUGUUUUGUCAUUUGAAACCAAAAACAUAUGCACACUUAACAGAAGCAAGUGAAAACCAUUCAAAGCAAGGGAAAAUGCUUGAUUCCUUUCUUCUCUCUUUCAGAUAGAUUAUUUUAAAAAAUGUGGAUUAGAAAUCCAACUCUUUAAACUUUCAAUUUUAAUUUUUUUUUAAUUUUAGAGAAGUUUCACCAUAAUUUGUCAUGUUAAACCAAGGCAUCUUAACAUGAUGCUUUAUUGUAAAUCCAAGUCUGUAAAUACAGCAAUCAUUUAUUGACAAAUUGUCUUUUUAGCAAUAUUUUCAAAACCAAAUAUUUCAUUUUGUCUUAUUUUAAUAAUAUUAUAACAUGCUGAAAUCUUGUUAUCCAAAAUAAAGAUGCUGAUGAAAGAAAAUUAAGAUAAGGAUCUGUAAUCUGUGUUAAUUGCUGAAAAGGUCAACCAUUUUAAUGUGCCUGUCUAAUUAGGAGGCAUUUGGUUUGCAUGUGAUCAGGAUAAUCACUGCUUCAUUCUUUACAUUUUACAAUAAUAUUUUUUUUAAAUAAAUAUCAGGAGAAGAAAAAAUUGUCAUAAACAAAGUCCCUGGUAAACAAAUAUUUUGUACAAAAAGUUGAUAUAGAAAAAAUAUGCUGUGAGGAAAUUUUGGAUAUUUGGUUAUUUAAACAGAUUACUUUAUACUACAAAAUGAUAUGCAAUGUUAUAUGUACACAAAUUAAAUCAAUUUUAUGAUAGAUUUUUUUCUUUUUCUGUAGACAGAAAGGUUCUGUUGAUUUCAGUGUUUAGAGAAUAGAUUGCAAGAUGUUUCAGUACUUGCACACACACACCAUAAAAUAUAUAUAUUGCAAUACUUUUGUACAUGCUCACACAAACACACACCAGUAAAUAUUUUCAGUACUUGUGCAAACACAAACACACACCAGAGAACAUGUUUCUGUACUUGCACACACACCACAGACAAUUCUGUAUAUUGCUAUUAAUUUCAUAGAUGAGUUUUACAAGAAAUUUUUUUUCAGAUAUAUUUUUAUACCCUCAUUAUGUAUACCUUACUGUUUUGAAAGAAUGUUAGGACAUAUGUGUCAAAUAACUGUACCAGUAUUUCGGUUGGUACCUCUGAUAAUAUUUUGAAUCUCUCAUGUUUUUCCUGAUAGUAGAAACAAUUAUCAAAAUAACUUUUAUUGCAAUUUCUCUUUUUUGUAAAAUGGAUUUUUUUUGUCUGAAUAAUUUUUCUCAUACAAUAGAGUGUCCAGGCUAUUUGAUGACUUUACUAAUAGAUACAGUUUAUGAAUUAAAUAGAUUGAUAUAAAUCUUGUCAUGAAAUAUUUUUAAACAGACAUAAUUCCACUUUAAAUAAAAAUAUCAAUUUCAAAUUAAUCAAAUUGCAUAAAAAGUGAAAGAAUUAUGUAAGUAUCUUUUUAUGUCAAACACAACGGGACCAGUAUAAAAUAUUUAUCAGACCAAGGAAAUCAAAUUAGGAGGAAUAUUUCUAUAUACAUGUACAUGUUACUGUAUGAAAUAUCUGAAUUAUUUCCCUUUAUUUGUUUGAUUAACAAAAGAGCACUGUAAUUUUGAAGCAUAAAUAAAUGUGAUUUGUUAAAAAUUUCAUUUGAAUAGAGCUUUAGAAACUUAUUGUUAUUAUGUUUAAAUAUAUAUGUUUUUAUUUUGGAAAUAAAUGUUAUUUUUU
Molecule: messenger RNA, 8886 nt
Organism: Mytilus trossulus (common blue mussel)
Lineage: Eukaryota; Metazoa; Mollusca; Bivalvia; Mytilida; Mytilidae
Exons: 10
Coding region: 168-3605 (1145 amino acids)
Source: RefSeq, a predicted model, not a curated record